Messenger RNA from Nerophis lumbriciformis (worm pipefish), 708 nucleotides. The record is from RefSeq and is a predicted model, not a curated record. NCBI's taxonomy places the organism in Eukaryota, Metazoa, Chordata, Actinopteri, Syngnathiformes, Syngnathidae.
AUGGCGGAGGUCAUUCUCCGCUCCGGCAGCAGAACUUUAAACAUUUCGCAGAAACUGUACAACUAUUCACCGCUGAAACCUCAAAAGAAACACGGAAAAGGUAUUUUCAGCGCUCGUCGGGGCUCCUGUUUGGGACAUUUAACGUUCACCAGGACGUAUGGAAACUGCGCCCGAGAGGAGCCGCUUUACAGAACCAAAACGGGCUAUUACGACAUCCUCGGCGUGACCCCGACGGCUAGCCAAGCUCAGAUUAAAACCGCCUACUACAAGCAGUGCUUCCUCUACCAUCCUGAUAGGAACGCCGGCAACGAGGAGGCCACCGUGAGGUUCUCGGAUAUCAGCGAGGCCUACUCGGUGCUGAGCCACAAGGCCCUGCGGAGGAAGUACGACCGAGGCCUCUUGAGCCAGCUCGACCUGACCACCAAGACCAACACCGGACCCUCCGCCGCCUCCAAGUCCGAAAGCGGGAGCUCUUCGGCGGUGUACCGACGAGGGAGCAUCUUCGACUUUGACCAGUUUCUUCGCUCGCAUUACGGCGAGCAGCUCAAGAAGGAGAGAGACAUUCGGCAAAAGAAGGAGGAGAUGUUGAGGAGACGCCGGGAGACGAUGGCGGAAAGAAACAAGGAGAGGACAAUGGAGGUGGGCGUUGUUUUGCUGCUGUUGGCCGCAGUCACACUGGUGGUCACCUUGAGAGGAGCGUCGAGAUGA